CACUUUCACUGUAUUAGCUGCACAUCCACUUUUAUGAGGAAAGAUGGUUUUCUAAAACACCUGGCCAUGUGCGAGAGCAAAAAACCCAAAGUAACAGUUGUCGAGUUGAAAUCAGACGAGAGUUUACCUGCACCAGAUCUUCAUCUGACAACAUGUGAGGCUGGCAGUACUCAGGAGAUGCCUGUCAGUGAAGGACACAAGAAUCUGGUCUCUGAAGAUGCUCUGAAAAUCAGGAGAAGUAAAGCAUACUUUGGGGAACACUUGUGCCAUAAAAGGGCUGUAAGUGAGGAGACAGUGAGCCAGGGAGUCAGUGAUUCAGAGAUGGCAGACCAAAACUCCAGAGGUGAAGGAGAGAUUAUGGAGAAGCAGCUGAGAACAGAUGACCCAACUAUGUCCCCAGUGGAUGAAGGAGAUCCUUCAGUGGUAGAUCUCUCUGUAGUGGAUCAUAAUGUCACAGAGACCACAGUCUCAAAUGCUGCUGCCAAUCUUCAUCCUAUAGAGGCUGAUGUAGCCAUACAGACUUUGGUAAAUGAGAUGUUCUCUGGACACACAUCUGUUGAAAGCACCAUCCCAAAAAAAAGAUCCAGAUCUGAUGUACAAGAUCUGUGUCCGUUCUGUGGUUUAAUGCUGCACAGGAAGAAUCUGCAGGUGCAUUUAAGAAGGAAGCACCCAGAUCAUGUGUCAAACCAGGAGAAAUCUACCUCUGCUCAGGUGAAAAACCCCAAACAACAGAGACUCGCUUUGCGACAACAACAGAAGAUUGCAAUGGAGAGUGAAAUCAGAGCUGUGUUCAGACACUGUAUCAGCUUUCCAGUGCCCACUUCUGCCUCUGUGGUCGCUGAUGAGCUGGUGGACACUGCCAGUGAAAAGCGUUGUGUCACUAUAUUGACCCGUUGGAGUCAGUGUGAUUUGGAGAGAGGGGUAAAACUGUGUUUCUCUCAGAGAUGGACUCUACUGUGUAAACAUGACACAAUCGAGCAUGUGCUGCCGUCAGGAACAAGCUCACACAUAGAGAAGGAGUUGCUCAGCUGCCAUUCUCCUUCUGGGACUCUUCAAGCUGUCAUCCGGGAGGAUGCAGGACAUCAGUACCUGGAGGUUUGGGGGCAAAAUGGUCUGGAGAAAAGUUUGGACCUUAUAGCUCUAAAUAAACAUGGAAAAGUAUAUGAAGAUGCUCAGUUUGCAUGUCUGGUCUGGUCACCAUGUGAAAAAAAGUUGCUAUAUGUGGCUGAAAAAAAGAGGGUGGAGCCAUCAGCACAUUCAUCAGUUGCAUCAGCCAAUGAGGAUGGUGGGCUAGUGUUACUUGAGGAACAGGACAGGAACAUCUAUGUUGAAGACUGGGGUGAAGGUCUGGUGGGUAAGAGCUGUCCUGUCUUGUGUGUGGCUGAUCUCAACAAAGGGGCAGUUAUCGUUUACGCUGGCGUCCCUCCACAUAUAUCACCGGGACAGGCUCUGUGGGCACCUAAUGGAAGGGGUGUGGUGUUUGUGGGCCAAUGGAAUGAGCCGUUCAGACUGGGCCUGAAAUUCUGCUCUAAUCGUAGAUCAGCUCUCUACUACCUGGAUAUGAAAGGAAACUGUGAGUGCUUGUCAGCUGAAAGUGUGUCCGUUUCAAGCCCUCGAAUGAGUCCAGACUCUUGCUGGAUCGUAUACUUGCAGGGACAGGUGUUUGGACCACAUCGUCAGUGCCUGAGAAUGAUGCUGUAUGAUAUGAAGAGCAGAAGCACUUCAGUUUUAGUAGAUGUGGUGAGGAGAGCAGAAAAAGGUCAGUUUGCUGGAAUAUAUGAAUCAUUGCCAUCUCAAUGCUGGUCUGCAGACAAUGAGAGAAUCUUCUUUAGCAGUUCCUGUGAAAACAAUAAGGCGGUGUUCUCAGUUGACAGAACCACAGGAAGAGUCACACAAGUGUGCGGACUUGAUGCGCUAAGACUAGAUGAUUUCGGCAGUGUGCAGCUUUUGACAAUACAAAAAGACCUGAUGGUGAUGAGCUGCUCAUCUCCAAAUCAGCCUCCUUGCCUGAAAGCUGGUUUCCUCUCAUCAGUGGAUCAGGCUGAGGACAUGCAGCUUUGUAAUGUGGGCGGAGCAGAUGUGUAUGAGGGAUUUGAUUGGCAGCCCAUGUUGAUCACACCCCCUUCUCAAGAGGAGAACCAUCAGUUCUCUGGACUGAAUUUUGGAGCAAUUUUAUUGAAGCCAUACAAUCUUCCAGAGAGAAGGAAAAGUCCUCUAGUGGUGAAUAUACAUGGUGGUCCUCAUGCCCAUUUUGCUGCUGACUGGAACGCCACGGCCGCGGCUUUAACCAAACUGGGAUUUGCUGUUCUGAUGGUGAACUACAGGGGUUCCACUGGUUUCGGUCAAGAUGGCAUAGAGUCUUUGCCUGGAAACGUUGGCAGUCAGGACGUCAAAGAUGUCCAUAGGGCAGUGUUAUGCACUUUGCAGAAUGAGACGACCCUUGAUCCUGAUAGGGUGGCAGUGAUGGGUGGCUCUCAUGGUGGUUUUCUAGCCUGCCAUCUGGUUGGUCAGUAUCCAGAUUUCUACAGAGCUUGUGCAGCGAGAAACCCUGUGAUCAACGCAGCCACACUGCUUGGAACCAGUGAUAUUGUAGACUGGAGAUAUUCCUCUGUGGGGAUUCAGUAUGCUUUUGACCAGCUGCCCACAUCACAGUCCAUCAUUUCAAUGCUGGAAAAGUCACCCAUAAUACACGCUGCACAGAUCCGUGCUCCUGUGUUGUUGAUGUUGGGUGGGAGAGACAGGAGAGUAUCCCCUCACCAGGGUCUGGAGCUCUACAGAGCACUCAAGAGCAGGAAUACACCCGUCAGGUUAUUGUGGUACAGUGAUGAGGGUCAUUCGCUGUCUAAAGUCAACACUCAGUCUGACUGCUUCUUCAACAUCGUUCUGUGGUUUAAAGAACAUUUAAACUGAAGCAACAUUUCUCAGAAACGUAUAUGAAAAUAUUAAUCGAAAAAAAAUCUUCUUUUUUUUUUUGUCUGCAUAUAUUGUGUUUGACAUUCUUGCCAAAACUGUAGAUGUCCAUGAAUGUUGCACUGAGCCUGAAGUUAAAGGUUAUACAGGUCUCUGUCCACUAGGGGACAGACCAGUCCAUGUUAAAUUAGCACUGCUAAAAUAAGGGGUCAAAUGCCAAAGGAUGAAGUAAUUAUGUUUAGAAAUCAGAGCUCAUGUACUGUGAUACUGAACUUAAUAUCUGAACAUUCACUGUCGUUUGUGAAAUGUUUACUCUCUAUGUUUACUAUGUUUUUAAUGGACAGUAAUGAUCUUGCCAAUAUUUUUUGAUCAAAUCUGUUUGACUUUAAAUACAAAUAUAUGGUGAUCAUUUGUAGAUUUAAAUGAGUUUGAUUAUGAAAAAAGUACAUUUAGGAUGAAAAACCAUAAGAGAAGAACAAAAAGCAAUUUUCUAGUUUCUGAAAUGUAUCUAUAGAGAUCGUCAACAUUCCAUAUUUAUAAACAUGAUACGAGUCAGAAAUGUGUGAUAUUUAUUUUGGCCAGUGUUUAUUCCCAUAGAUCCAGGUGUGCAUGCUUGCUCUGCUGGAAGCUGUACAAGCUCACAUGUCUAAGACUCUCGUGUCCAUUUCACUUGCAGCCCUUUAAGAAAGGUAUUUCCCUCAAAGAUUUCUUUGUUUCAUAGUCUGGCAACAUUUUUGUCCUUUGAACACUUAAUCUCCAAAUCCUCUUUGACAUAUUCAUUCAGCUCUUGUGUUUCUAUCAUGAACUUUGUUUAAAAUGCUUUUUAUAUUGUUAUAUUAGGUUAUAUUUUUCAUUUAUUAGGUAUACUGGUUUGCCAUUUGUGGCACGUUUUAUGUUCCAGUGUUUUGUGGCCGAUUGUAGCAUGUGGAUUUUCAAUAUUCUGGCAGUCUCAGGGGGCAGAUUGCUUUAUACCCUGUUAAGAUUGCAUUGCUAAUGACCCACAGAGAAAGAAGUAGAACACAACAGGUCACCUGAGACCAUUGCCACAGCCACUGUGUAAGAGAGAGAGAAAGGUCUGUAUUAUUCCUCCUUUGAUCGGGUUUGGUGUAGGUGUCUGGGUCUUAGGCAGGUCAAAUAUCAUUAAAAGUCUUUCCUCUCUGUCUCAGUCUGCCUAGAUGCUGAACGACAUGCUCAUAAAGGAAGAUUAAAGAGCAAGGCAGAAUUUGAGAAUAAACACAAACACCCAAAAAGCAGAAAAUCGUUGCCAGGGGGUGAAAAGCAGAUGAAAAGCAGAAGCAGAUUAGAGGAAGUAGGUUUAAGGUCACAUUGGGGUAAAAUGAGCCAUAGCUUAGUUGGUGCUCCCAUGAGCUGUGAUGUGACAACUAAACCAAAACAUGAAAGUUAUCUGAUGGCUCAAGCUUUUUAUCCCCUCAGAAUGCUUGGAGUUGGGUAAGCUCCAGUAGGCCUGGGGUACGUUGAAUCCA
This is a messenger RNA of Carassius auratus (goldfish), 4394 nucleotides long. RefSeq names its product acylamino-acid-releasing enzyme-like. Bases 34 to 2910 code for a protein of 958 amino acids. The transcript is spliced from 24 exons. NCBI's taxonomy places the organism in Eukaryota, Metazoa, Chordata, Actinopteri, Cypriniformes, Cyprinidae. Gene Ontology annotation, molecular function: serine-type endopeptidase activity. Gene Ontology annotation, biological process: proteolysis. The record is from RefSeq and is a predicted model, not a curated record.